This is a messenger RNA of Pleuronectes platessa (European plaice), 1305 nucleotides long. RefSeq names its product C2 calcium-dependent domain-containing protein 4C-like. The coding region runs from base 1 to 1305 and encodes 434 amino acids. The record is from RefSeq and is a predicted model, not a curated record. Lineage: Eukaryota; Metazoa; Chordata; Actinopteri; Pleuronectiformes; Pleuronectidae. The transcript has 2 exons.
AUGUGGCUACUGGAGAAGCUCCGUAGCUCUGUGGAGAGCAGUAAACGGACACAAUCUCAAACCCCGCAGAUGGCAGAAGCCAUUCCUAUCUCUGUCUAUGCAAAUGUCCUCACUCCAGAAAGGAUCCCCGACUUCUUUAUACCCCCUAAACUUAUCUGCUGUCCACCAGAGGACUCUCUGUCCCCAGAACCUCAGCUCCUUUCCACCCUGAGACCCUCAGCCUCUGACCACGUCAUCUGCAGCCAGAGCCCCAGAGCUCGGAGCAGCAAGAACCCCUGCAGCCCUCGCAUCUUUUCCCGCAUGGGGGGAGACGCACGCAAUCUGCAGAAGUCCGCCAAUCGUCACAUCAUCCAAAUAGAGAGUGCAGAUGAGCCCGGUGCCGGUUCUGUGGACAGGGUCAGUGUGGAUGUCAACACCAAUGCAGACCCUCAGUCACAGACUGCCAUGUCCCUGCCGUAUGUCCCUAAGGCUCAGACCUCUUAUGGCUUUUCCACCCUGGUGGAGUCCCCUCACACCCGACGCAAGGAGAGCCUGUUCCACAGCGACCCCGGCAGCCCGCUCACCUCCCCGAACUCACAGAGGCGCUCCCAAGGGGGGACGCUACUGGCCCCUUCUGACCCCAACCCCUACCGCUAUUUUAGUGGUGGAGAGAGCGACACCUGCUCCUCCGCAGAGUCGUCUCCUUUCAACUCCCCUCUCCUGUCCCGCUCUGCCUCCCUCUUACGCUCCAUCACCCAGGAGACACAAGCAAAGGUGUCCCGGGCCAAGCGCUCCCUGGCGCGCCACAGUUCUCUGUCCACUGAUGACUGCAGCUCAGCCGACAACAGCCCCAACAUGCAGCGCCGCCGCCUGCGCUGCCCCCCCUCUCCUGCCUUCCGAGGAUGUAAGAGCAGCGGCCUGAAGGGCGCAGCAGCGCACCUCCAGCAGCGCGAGCACACUGUCAACCUCCACAAGGGGGGGACACUGAGGCUGAGCACUCACUACGACCCAGAGUCAGUUCGGUUGAGGGUUCGCGUGCUCACGGCAGAGGCCCUCUAUGACAGGCAGACUGAUCUCAAAAGCAUCAACUGCUGUGUGGCACUUUACCUGAACCCUGGCAAGCAGCAGAAACAGAGGAGCACCAUCAUCAAGAAUAGCAGGAAUCCAGUGUUUAACGAGGACUUUUUUUUUGACGCGCUGCCCCAGGUAAAAGUGAAGAGUCUGGCCUUGAAGAUAAAAGUAGUGAACAAAGGAACGAGUCUGAAGAGGGAUGUGCUGCUAGGAGAGAGGGAGGUGCUGCUCAGCGAGCUGCUGGAAGUCCUCUAG